Clupea harengus (Atlantic herring) is the source of this 2514-nucleotide messenger RNA. RefSeq names its product endoplasmic reticulum oxidoreductase 1 beta (gene ero1b). NCBI's taxonomy places the organism in Eukaryota, Metazoa, Chordata, Actinopteri, Clupeiformes, Clupeidae. Bases 524 to 1996 code for a protein of 490 amino acids. The record is from RefSeq and is a predicted model, not a curated record. The transcript has 16 exons.
UAGAUUAAAGCAGAAACACUAAACACUAAAGCAGAAAAGGCAUGUUUCAGUAAAAAGGUCGUGAUUAAAUUCUGCGACACAACAUACAAAGUGCAAUAUUAACUUAAGAACAGUGGAGGGAGCUAUUGUACACUAUUUGUCACAUCUUGUUGGUCACGCGAACAAAUAACUCUGCGCUUGCCGUAACAUGGACUGUACGGAUGUUGAUAGACUUGCGUACAUUUGUGUGAAUGAUAUAACCGUGGAAGCAAGACCGUACAACUAUUGUUAAUGUUUUCAGGCAUAUUCGUAUUUUAAUUUGGAAAUAGAUCAAUAUUUCCGAACACCAGAAUCUAAAUGACGGAAUUCAACAGAGUAGUUUAGCCCUAGCAACUGUAAAGACGUAAGAGUUCUUGUCUUUAGCACUGGCUAGCCAGGUAUAGCCAGCUAACGUGAGUUAAACCAUUAGUUAGAAGUCUGUGGUUCAGUUUGUCAUUUGUAUUUAUAUUUAACGUGACGGUUACGCGCUUUCUGUGCAUCAGUAAUGUUAAAAGUCACAGUUUGGAACGCAGGACUGGUUGUUUUACUGUGGCUACUCCUUGGAGAUUUUGUUGUGGGGUGGUUUCACUACAACAUUAUAAGCAACACGCCACAGAACCAUCAUUCCGAGAAAAGUGCAUCCGACAACGAAGAGCAAAGCUGUUUUUGCCACUUGACUGGCGUUCUGGAUGACUGCUUCUGCGACAUCGAGAGCAUCGAUGCCUUCAACAACUUCAAGCUCUACCCCCUCAUAAGGAAACUCACAGAGAAGGACUUCUUCAGGUAUUACAGGGUGAACCUGAAGCGUCCAUGUCCCUUCUGGGCGGAGGAUGGCCAGUGCUCCAUCAAAGACUGCCACGUGGAGCCCUGCCCGGAGAGCAGGAUCCCGGUGGGCAUUAAGUCGGGCAACUACAACAAGUACUCCAAGGUGGUAAACACGGAACUGGGGGACCUGUCGGAUUGUGAGCAGGCUCAGAAUCUGGGCGCCAUAAACAGCACGCUCAGCAACCAGAGCAAAGAGGCGUUUGAAGACUGGACUCGUCAUGAUGACGCCCAGGACCACUUCUGUGAGCUGGAUGAUGACACGGCUCCUGAUACGGAGUAUGUGGAUCUGAUAUUUAACCCAGAGCGCUACACGGGCUACAAAGGCCCCUCGGCCUGGAGGGUGUGGAACAGCAUCUAUGAGGAGAACUGCUUCAAGCCCAGAUCAGUGUACCGGCCUUUAAACCCCCUGACUCCCAGUCGAGGGGAUGAUGAUGGUGAGGGCUUUUAUAACUGGCUCGAAGGCUUGUGUCUGGAGAAGAGAGUGUUCUACCGCCUCAUCUCCGGCUUGCACACCAGCAUCAACAUCCACCUGUGUGCCGAUUACCUGCUGGACGAGGGGUGGGGGAAGGAGUUGUGGGGCCCCAACGUGCAGGAGUUCCGUCGGCGCUUUGACCCCGCGGAGGCCAAGGGUGAGGGCACGCGUCGGCUGAAGAACCUCUACUUCCUCUACCUCAUCGAGCUGCGCGCCCUCUCCAAGGUGGCGCCCUACUUCGAGCGCGCCUUCGUCAACCUGUACACGGGCAACAUCCGCGAGGACCUCACCACCAAGGAGCUGCUGCUGCGGAUCUUCAACGAGACCAGAGCGUUCCCCAUGCACUUUGACGAGAAGUCCAUGUUUGCAGGACACAAGAUAGAGGCCAAAAUCCUGAAGGAGGAGUUCAGGCUGCACUUUAAGAACAUCUCUCGCAUCAUGGACUGCGUCGGCUGCAGUAAAUGUCGCUUAUGGGGGAAGCUACAGACGCAAGGACUGGGAACUGCCCUGAAGAUUCUCUUCUCGGAGAAGGAGAUUAAGAACCUUCCGGAGAACAGCCCCUCCAAGGGCUUCCAGCUGACCCGACAGGAGAUCGUAGCCCUGCUCAACGGCUUCAGCAGAUUAUCCACAAGCAUAAAAGAGUUGCAUAACUUCAGAACCCUGCUGGACGAACACAGGUAACAAUGGUCACCCUGGCCAACAGGUGGCGCCAUCUCCCCUCCUCUCUCUGUCCCCAGAAACACUGCAAUAGUCUUACCCAUCCCCCCCCCACCACAUCUCACCACUCAUCCAAACACGCGAAAGGCCACUUUCAGGGACUUGCAGGAUUGACGUCUAAGAAGAAUGGUUAAAUAAUAACUACAAUAACGAUAAAACAAGCAAAAAAUUAAGAAAGAAAAAAAAACAAGCACCCAACCAACCAAAUCACCACCACGCCACGUGAGGUUGGCGUUUGGUCCUCGUCAUGUGUCUUGCCCGCUCUGGUUACGGGAUGCCCGCAAGGCUGCCGCUGUCUGUACCCGCUGUGUGUACCCGCUGUGUGUACCCGCUGUGUGUACCCGCUGUGUGUACCCGCUGAUGUGUUGGUGGCUGCUCCAUGCCUGCUGCGUAGCUGCUGUGCUGAUGAAAAAAAGCCUCCCUUACAAAUAGCGCUCGGGCUGCUCAUAGAAGACUGUGAUAAGGAACAACAACAACAACAA